GACUUCAACUGGUUUUGCUUCCCCGUUGAGUUUACCAUGUCCAGGACAAACCUUCUGAGUUCGUUCGUCGUCGAGCGACUAACAGCAGCAGCCGAGGAGAUAUUAGGAGCUUUCGAGAGGACGAUAGAGGAGUAUGAGGACGAGAGACAUCGACAGAGGAGACUGCUGGACAUGGUGUUGAAGCCCAGGAUCACGUUACGCAGAAUAGACUUUAUACAGUUAUCUGAUCAGCAGCAUGGUGGGCAGGAGAGGAGCCUCAGUCUGGCCAAGGAGGAACAACAGGAAUUCUGGAUCAGUCUACAGGAAGACCAACUUCAAUUGCAGCAGGUCGCUGAUACCUCUGAGUCCAUAUUUACCCCUCUUUGUGAUGGAAAUGAUGAUGGUAAAGAUCAGCCUCUGCCCUCCCAACACUACCAAACCAAGACAGAGGGAGACACAGAGCCCCCAGCUGUCACCUCAUUUGAACUGAUACAAGUGGAUGUCAAAGAAGACAACUUUUUAAUAUCAGAACCAACAAGUGACGACCAUACCCUCUCUAACUGCUGUCAUGGAACCAAGAGUGAAGCUGCCAAUACUUGGAGUUGCCAAAACUACUAUGUACAGUUAUCUGAUCAGCAGCAUCAAGAGCAGGAGAGGAGCCCCAGUCUGGCCAAGGAGGAACAACAGGAACUCUGGAUCAGUCCACAGGAAGACCAACUUCUAUUGCAGGAGCUAGCUGAUACCUCUGAGUCCAUAUUUACCGCUCUUUGUCAUGGAAAUUAUCAUGGUAAAGAUCAGCCUCUGCCUUCCCAAUGCUACCAAACCAAGACAGAGGGAGACACAGAGCCCCCAGCUGUCACCUCAUUUGAACUGAUACAAAUGGAUGUCAAAGAAGACAACUUUUUAAUAUCAGAACCAACAAGUGACCACCAUGCCCUAUCUAACUGCUGUCAUGGAACCAAGAGUGAAGCUGACCAUACUUGGAGUCGCCAAAACUGUGAGGAAGUGGAUUCAGUUCGGAAAGCCAGGCUGAAACCUCACAAAAAGCUCUCCAACAAGUGCACGAUUUGUGGGAAAGUGCUUUAUAAUUUGGAAAUUUUUAAAAUUCACAUGAGAUUUCACACAGGGGAAAGACCUUUCAAAUUCACCACUUGUGGGAGAGAUUUUACCUGGAAGUACAACAUGGAGGGGCAUACAAGGACUCAUACAGGGGCGAAGCCACUCAGAUGCACCACGUGCGGGAAAAUGUUUACCCACAAGUCAAGUUUUCAAACUCAUCUAAGGACUCAUACAGGGGAGAAGCCAUUCAGAUGCACGACAUGUGAGAAAAUGUUUACCCACAAGCCACAUUUACUAAGGCACGUAAGGACUCAUACAGGGGAGAAGCCAUUCACAUGCACGACGUGCGGGAAAAUGUUUACCCGGAAGUCAGGUUUACAAAUGCACUUAAGGACUCAUACAGGGGAGAAGCCCUUCAGAUGCACCACAUGCGGAAAAGUGUUUACCCGGAAGUCAAAUUUACAAACGCACCUAAGGACUCAUACAGGGGAGAACCCGUUCUGAUGCACCACGUGCGGCAAAAUGUUUACCCAGAAGUCCGAUUUACUAAGGCACAUAAGGACUCAUAUACAGAGGAGAAGCCAUUCAGGUGCUGCAAUUGUGGAAAUGGUUUCAGCUCAAAAUGGCUUCUCAAACAACAUGUCAUGGUCCACACAAGUGAGAUGCCUUACAGAUCACUCCAAAAAUUAGUUAACUGAGUAUUCAUUUAUAAUUAUUUAUAAAUGAAUACUCUUGAAUGAAUUAAUAAAUUCAUUUAUAAAUGAAUAUAAAUGAUUAUAAUUAUUUAUAAUCAUUUUAUACUGCAGCAUAU
Messenger RNA from Lampris incognitus (smalleye Pacific opah), 1849 nucleotides. Its product is annotated as gastrula zinc finger protein XlCGF26.1-like. The transcript has 3 exons. The record is from RefSeq and is a predicted model, not a curated record. Gene Ontology annotation, biological process: regulation of transcription by RNA polymerase II. The coding region runs from base 37 to 1542 and encodes 501 amino acids. Gene Ontology annotation, molecular function: RNA polymerase II cis-regulatory region sequence-specific DNA binding; DNA-binding transcription factor activity. Lineage: Eukaryota; Metazoa; Chordata; Actinopteri; Lampriformes; Lampridae.